UUGAUCGGUUUAGCUUAAAAUGGCGGUUGCUGCUGGUGGAGCAGUAACAGUAACAACAAAAGGCGUACGUUUACUUUCAGCCUCUCGCACGUUAGCGGUUAUCAGGACUUCGCCAUUCCUGACAACGUUGUCGCCCUCGAAGUUGGAUGUUUUCCCGGUGCGGAUAAGGAACAAUGAACUCUCAGGAAAGAAACUUUUGGUUAUCCGAGCUGCACGAACCGAGUCUCAAGGCGUUUCACUUGGUUCCAGGGCUCCUAAUUUCCAGUUGCCAGAGCCUCUAACUGGGAAGACUUGGACUUUGGAAGAUUUUGAAUCAUACCCUGCUUUGCUGGUUAUGUUUAUAUGCAACCACUGUCCAUUUGUUAAGCACCUGAAGAAGGAUCUUGCGAAGCUUUCCAAUUUCUAUAUGAAGAAAGGGCUUGCUGUAGUUGCAAUAUCUUCAAAUUCUGUAGCCACUCAUCCACAGGAUGGACCUCAAUUCAUGGCAGAAGAUGCCAAGCUAUAUAAUUAUCCUUUCCCUUACCUAUACGAUGAGACUCAAGAUGUUGCAAAAGAUUUUGGGGCAGUUUGUACGCCAGAGUUUUUCCUAUUUAAAAAGGAUGGAAGGAGGCCAUUUGAGCUGGUAUAUCACGGCCAAUUUGAUGAUUCCCGGCCAAGUAAUGGUGUUCGUGUUACUGGAAGGGACUUAAGAUUUGCUAUAGACAGUGUUCUUAGUGGCCAACCAAUACCAUCAGUUCAAAAACCAAGUGUUGGAUGCAGCAUAAAGUGGCACCCGCAAAAGAGCUCGUAAUCUGCGAAAAUAACUUUUUCCAGUUAUCUGAUGAACAUAAUCUGUGAAUGUACCUUUCUUCAGAGAAGUGGCAUUUCAGUUUAGUGCAAAUCGAUGACAUUGGAAGGUACUUAUUUUCCUGUCAUAAAUGUUAUCGUAAAUGAACUGCGUCCGUGCUUCGGAUUCCUGGAAGAACAGCAGACAUGGGAAGAUUUAACAUGUUAUUUUUUUAUAUAU
This is a messenger RNA of Hibiscus syriacus, 1006 nucleotides long. RefSeq lists its product as uncharacterized. Bases 20 to 790 code for a protein of 256 amino acids. NCBI's taxonomy places the organism in Eukaryota, Viridiplantae, Streptophyta, Magnoliopsida, Malvales, Malvaceae. The record is from RefSeq and is a predicted model, not a curated record. The transcript has 9 exons. Gene Ontology annotation, molecular function: oxidoreductase activity.